Molecule: messenger RNA, 1974 nt
Organism: Odontomachus brunneus
Lineage: Eukaryota; Metazoa; Arthropoda; Insecta; Hymenoptera; Formicidae
Product: tRNA dimethylallyltransferase
Exons: 9
Coding region: 29-1525 (498 amino acids)
Biological process (GO): tRNA modification
Cellular component (GO): mitochondrion
Molecular function (GO): tRNA dimethylallyltransferase activity
Source: RefSeq, a predicted model, not a curated record
GUGUGGCGCUUGCGCGCAGUGUGUGGCUAUGAUGGUCGAUCGAGACGAGGUGGAUAUGUCUCGUGUGCCAGUUUUAGUGAUCCUGGGUGCCACGGGUUCCGGAAAAUCGCGGCUGGGUAUCGAAUUGGCGCGCCGUUUCUCCGGGGAAAUCAUCUCGGCCGACAGUAUGCAGGUGUACAAGGGCCUGGAUAUCGUUACCGCGAAGGUGACCCCGGCGGAGAAACAAAUGGCGCCGCACCACUUGCUGGACGUGGUGGACCCGCUCACCGAUUUCACCGUCAUACAAUUCAGAGAGAUGGCCCAACCGAUCAUAAACAACCUGCUGGCCAAGAAGAAACUGCCCAUCGUGGUCGGUGGUACGAACUAUUACAUAGAAUCGCUGCUAUGGGAUAUCCUGAUAGCCACUCCAAAGAAUCUGUUGGCGCGAGCCGACUCAAGCGCGACCAAUCCGAGCGCGUCGAUCGAGGAUAGAUCGGACAAUCGAUACAGCGUGCAAAUCGAUCGGCAGAACGACGAAGACGAUGACGACGACGACGACGACGAUGACGACGGCGACGAGGCAGCGCCGAAGAAGAAGUGCAAAUUCGACGUGAGAUUGCGAACAGAGUUGAGCGAACAGAGCAACGAGGAGCUCUACCAGAAACUCAUGGAGCUUGAUCCUGAGAGAGCGCGCACUUUGCAUCCUAACGACAGGCGGAAAAUCACGAGAUCCUUGGAGAUUUUCUACCAGCACGGGAAAACGCACUCCGAACUGCUGAAAGCGCAGCACGCCACCAGCGGCUGCGCGUUAAGCGGGCCCCUGAAGUACACGAACUCGGUAAUCCUGUGGCUACGUUGCAACGAGAAUGUCCGCACCAAGAGGCUGAACGACCGAGUGGACAGCAUGCUGGAGGCCGGCCUGAUGCAGGAAUUACUCGACUUUCAUCGCAGAUACAAUGAGGAGCGGAUUAAGUCCAUCGAGUCACCCGAUUACACGAAAGGCAUCUUCCAGAGCAUCGGCUUCAAGGAGUUUCACGCUUACUUCAUGUUGCCCGAGGAGAAGCGCGCGAGCGAACAGGGAAAGAAAUUGCUACAGCAAGGGAUUGACGACUUGAAACUCGUCACUAGGAGGUACGCGAGGAGACAGGACAAAUGGGUGAUGAACCGACUGAUUCGCCGGAGUGACCGACAAGUUCCUCCUGUUUAUUCUUUAGAUUGCACCGACGUGACGAACUGGGACAGCUGCGUCUUAGAACCGUCGGUGGCGAUCAUUUCCGCAAUAAUGCGCGGUGAGAAACCCGAACAGCGACCGUUGGUGCACGAGGUUAUCGAGGACCAAAAGUACGGCGAUUAUAAUGAAAUAGAACACAAUUUUUGCGAGGAAUGCAAGAAAGUGUUCGUCCGCAAGACUCAGUGGGAGCUACACAUAAAUGGCUUGAAACACAUGAGAGUCUUGAAAAAGAAGCAAAGAGAGGCGCAAAUGGCGCAGAAAACUCAAUCGACGGAGAUAAAAACCCAAAAAGAAAUUUCUUUGACCAGGUCGUGACAGACGGUUUCUUUAUAAAUGACAAAACGCGAACGCAUUCGUCCUUGCGUUGCAGAAGGCUAUUGAAACUGUAAUCGUAUAACAUUACAUAUUUUGUCAAUGACUGUGUUAGUGUGAAUAUCUUCGCGGAAAUAAACCUGUAUUUUCCUUUUGUAAUUCAACGAGUCCUCAUUAUUAAUUUAUUAUUCAUUUUAUUCAUUUUAUUAUUUAUUUUAUUAUCCAGGUAGAUAUCGACGGCUGUUAACAGCUUAAUAGCUGUUAACAAAAAGGAUCUCCCACGACUUAGUGCCUGCUAAGUUACCCUCUGAGUUAACUUACCACGGGGUUGGCGGUACGGACAUUAGUAAAUCGCGCACUUUGUUUUAAAUAUCGACGAGAUAUUAUUGAGAGAGAGAUUUGACUAUAAAUAUUAUAUAUUAUUAUUAAAUAUAUAUUAAAUAUGAAAUCGA